UCAUGGAGGAAGAUUCUCGCAACAGUAACGUCUUUUUCCGACUUGACGGAAACAAGUUUAGGAGGGUAGCGUUGUUGGGUGCAAAAGGAGUCGGAAAAUCUUCUAUUGCUACUCGCUUUGCAGAAGACACCUUUUUGGAGUCCUAUCUUCCUACAAUAGAGGAUUCUUAUCACGCUACUUGUAAACACAGAAACGAGACUUACAACUUGGAGAUACUGGAUACGGGAGGACAGGACGAGUACUCGUAUUUAGGAACACAGCUUACUAUUGGCGUCGAUGGAUAUGCGUUUGUUUAUUCCAUCUGUGAUGGUGGUUCGUUUGACAUGGUUCCGGUUGCGCAUAGACUGCUUGCAGAGGCGUUAGGAACGAACAAUGUUCCCAAAAUAUUAGUUGGUAAUCUUUUGGAUUCUGCCGAUAAGAGAGAAGUUUCAGUAGAAGAAGGAAAGAGUUUAGCAGAGAAAUUGAAUUGUCCGUUUGUGGAGUGUUCAGCAAAGUCGGGUCAGAAUGUCUCAAAAGUUUUUACUUUAUUAUUAGCUGAAGUGGAGGGAAUGUACUUUCAACGGAGCUCUAUAGAAAUACCGACAAGCUCAAACUCUACACGAUGUAGUAUUAUUUGAAAAAUUUAGCAUUUAGUUUCUGUUUGAUGUAGUGUUAGUUUCAAUUGUGUUGUGUAGUUUGAAGAAAUUUCCAGCCAACUAAAGACAAGUGAUUUGUUUCUAAUGGUUGAGUUUCAAUU
This is a messenger RNA of Galdieria sulphuraria, 736 nucleotides long. RefSeq names its product small GTP-binding protein of Ras family. Lineage: Eukaryota; Rhodophyta; Bangiophyceae; Galdieriales; Galdieriaceae. Gene Ontology annotation, biological process: small GTPase-mediated signal transduction. Gene Ontology annotation, cellular component: plasma membrane. The record is from RefSeq and is a predicted model, not a curated record. Bases 3 to 617 code for a protein of 204 amino acids. The transcript has 4 exons. Gene Ontology annotation, molecular function: GDP binding; GTPase activity; GTP binding.